UGACCCGCAGCGUCAGCGCGCCACAGCCAGACAUAAACCCGGCCUCUCAGCUUUCUGUCCCCUUCGCUGUGAACACACAGUCCGGCGCAGCCAUCUCCAGGGAACAAACAAAAUGAGCGCCACCGCCUCAGCUGAUCAGCCCAUUUUCUCCAAGGGAGAGGACUGCAAAAAUUCGUGGCACGACGCCAACGCCGGCUACAAUGAAGCGGACACGCAUCUGGAGAUUAUGGGCAAGCCCGUGAUGGAGCGCUGGGAGACGCCAUACAUGCACUCCCUGGCAACGGUGGCUGCCUCCAAAGGCGGUCGAGUUCUGGAGAUUGGUUUUGGCAUGGCCAUUGCUGCCACCAAAGUGGAGUCUUUCCCCAUUGGGGAGCAUUGGAUCGUCGAGUGCAACGAUGGCGUCUUUGCCCGACUGGAGAACUGGGCCAAGUCUCAACCACACAAGGUUGUCCCGCUUAAGGGCUUCUGGGAGGGGGUUGUACCCACCCUGCCAGAUAACCACUUUGACGGUAUCCUGUAUGACACAUACCCUCUGUCUGAGGACACAUGGCACACUCACCAGUUUGACUUUAUCAAGGGUCAUGCUCACCGAAUGCUUAAGCCCGGCGGGGUCCUUACCUACUGCAACUUGACGUCCUGGGGCGAGCUGCUCAAGGAAAAAUACAACAAUAUUGAGACCAUGUUUCAGGAGAGCCAGGUACCUCAUCUGCUUGAAGCCGGCUUCAGGAAGGAGAAGAUAAGCACCACCACCAUGGACAUUGUACCACCCACUGAGUGCAAAUACUAUUGCUUCCAUAAGAUGAUUACCCCCACCAUUAUCAAAGAGUGAAGUGCAAAACACUUUUUUUCUACUGUGUGCCUUCUCUGACCUUCUCCUCCCUUACUUGUUUGCCUUCUUUCAAUAAAACCAAGU
Molecule: messenger RNA, 913 nt
Organism: Phycodurus eques (leafy seadragon)
Lineage: Eukaryota; Metazoa; Chordata; Actinopteri; Syngnathiformes; Syngnathidae
Gene: gamt
Product: guanidinoacetate N-methyltransferase
Exons: 6
Coding region: 113-829 (238 amino acids)
Biological process (GO): creatine biosynthetic process
Cellular component (GO): cytoplasm; nucleus
Molecular function (GO): guanidinoacetate N-methyltransferase activity
Source: RefSeq, a predicted model, not a curated record